CAGAGAGCAGUGCGCAUGCGCAGCGCCUGCAGGCUGAGCGGUUGUGCUAUGGAUCGACCCAUGGACUUUUUAAAUUAAUUAAUUAAUUAAUAAAAUAAGAACAUUUUGAUGUGUUAUUUUGGUUCAACUGAAGACAGAUUGCGACGUCACAGAGCACGUGAUAACCAGCACGAGACACUCCAGAGCGCGAGACCUGUGGCCGUUUGUCAGACACGGAAGUCCUGUCAUAAAAGGUGAGGGAUGAAGAGGAGUCAGCUGCUGGCCGUGCUGGUGGGAGGGAUCUUCUGCGUUGCUGUUAUAUCGCUGUACCUGAUGCUGGAGCUGAUGCAGGGGGCGGAGCUUCAGCACCGCGUGGAUACGCCCACUGGACAGGUUGGCAACGACUUGUCCCUCCUCCAGCAGAAGAUUGACAGGUUGGAGCUUCUCCUUAACAACAACAACCGUAUGGUUGCUAUGCUGCGGGACACUCUGAUGCAACGCAAAGCAUCAUGGGACACAGGACAAAUGGCCAACGGCAGCUCAGGCUCCGCCCUAAGGCUGCCUGGCUGCCGAUUGGCCGAAGAGAUGAAGGACGGAACUGAUGGAGUACAGCUGCUGGACGUCUACGACCUCCUGCCGUUCGAUAACCCCGACGGCGGCGCCUGGAAACAAGGCUUUGAAAUCCGUUACCAUGGCAACGAGUGGGACGAGCAGCCGCUGGAAGUUUUCCUUGUUCCUCAUUCACACAACGACCCGGGCUGGUUGAAGACAUUUGACAGGUAUUAUGAGGACCAGACGAAACACAUCCUCGACAACAUGCUGAUCAAACUGAGUGAAGACAGCAGGAGGAAGAUGAUUUGGGCAGAAAUCAGUUAUUUCUCUAAAUGGUGGAACGACAUCAACGAGGAGAAGAGAGAGGCGGUCAGACGCCUGGUGGGGGCGGGGCAGCUGGAGAUGGUGACGGGCGGCUGGGUGAUGGCGGACGAAGCCAACAGCCACUACUUCGCCCUGCUGGAUCAGCUGAUGGAGGGACACCAGUGGCUCCAGAGACACCUCGGUGUGACGCCGAGCAGCGGUUGGGCCGUGGAUCCCUUUGGCCACUCACCCUCCAUGGCCUACCUGCUGAAGGGGGCGGGGCUUAGCAACAUGGUCAUCCAACGCGUUCACUACGCCGUCAAGAAGCACUUCGCCCAACAGCGCACGCUCGAGUUCCUAUGGCGACAGAGCUGGGACUCCUCCCCCCGCAGUGACAUCACGUGUCACAUGAUGCCGUUCUACAGCUACGACGUUCCGCACACGUGCGGUCCGAACCCGGCCGUCUGCUGCCAGUUCGACUUCCACCGGCUGCCGGGGGGGCGGGUCUUCUGCCCCUGGAGGAUCCCGCCGCAGCCAAUCACAGAGCAGAACGUCCAGGAGAGAGCCCUGCUCCUAUUGGACCAGUACCGGCAGAAGUCCCGCCUCUUCCUGUCUCCGGUUCUGAUGGUCCAGCUCGGAGACGACUUCCGCUUCGUGGAGGCGAGCGAGUGGGACGCCCAGUUCACGAACUACCAGAAGCUCUUCGACUACUUCGACCAGCACCCGGAGCUGCACGUCAAGGCUCGGUUCGGGACUCUGUCUGAUUAUUUCUCGGCGCUGACUCGGCGUGUGGCGUCCGGUCCGUCUCUGCCGACGGUGCGCGGCGACUUCUUCACGUACGCCGACCGGGACGACCAUUACUGGAGCGGCUACUUCACGUCCCGGCCGUUCUACAAGCGUCUGGACCGCCGGCUGGAGGCCACGCUGCGAGCGACAGAAAUCCUCUUCAGCCUCACGCUGGCUGAGAUGCGGCGUUUCCAUGGCGAUGGCCGUUUGGCGGCAGACUUCCCGGCGCGGGAACACUUUGGGCGUCUGACGGCGGGGAGGCGGAGCCUGGCGCUGUUCCAGCACCACGACGCCGUCACGGGCACCGCCCGCGACCCCGUGGUGGUGGACUACGGGAACAGGACGCCGUCGCCCCUGGCAACAGUAACAGACUAUCAGGUCCAGAGUGUGUCCCUUAUUGUGGGUGGGCUCUGUCACAUGCUGAGUCAGUCCAUAGUUCUCAAAGUAGUGAUGUGUACUCUGAUGUACUUCUUCAGGUCUGUGAUGGUGUUUAACCCGACGGAGCAGCUCCAGACGUCCGUCGUCAGCGUCCUCGUCGACUCCCCGGACGCUCGCGUCGUCGCCGCGGAAACGGGCCGACCAAUGGCUGCUCAGAUCUCUGCCGUGUGGGCAAAGCCGAGCCGGGCCGCCACCGACUCCUUUCAGCUGGACUUCGUGGCUGAGCUUCCUCCUCUGGCGCUGGGCGUGUACCAUGUGACCAGAUCCUCCGUCGGCUCCGCCCCCCGGGCGCGCUACACCUUCCGUCGCCGUGGCAACCCGCCGAGUGUCCGGGCGGAGCACUUCCAGGUGUCGCGCCCAGAUGCAGUCGAAGCCGAGGCCCCCCUGUCGCUUAGCAACAAGCACAUCCAAAUAUGGAGCUCCCCGGAGACGGGCUUCCUGCAGAAGCUUCGUCUGCGGUCCGGUCUGGUGAGGAAGGUCCAGGUCCAGUUCCUGUGGUAUGGAACCAGAACCGGAGUAAACCGGGACAAGAGCGGAGCGUACCUGUUCCUGCCGGGGGAGGAGGGGGCCCAGAUCAGCUUUGACAGAUUUAAUAUUCCACACUUGAGGUGGUUCGCAGAAGGAAUCCUCACGGCCACUCUGGCAGCCCCAGGUCUGGACCCUCACAGUGGUCCCGAAGUGGGCGGGGCCUCGGUAGAACACCUUUCUCUGCUCGCCCACCUGACCUCGCUCUCCCUCCUCCACCCCCCCAUCACCAUGGUUGCCCCGAGCGACAGCCGGCUGCCCGAGCUCCGCCCCUUCCUGCCGCUCCGCUCCUCGCUGCCGUGUGACGUUCACCUGCUGAACCUCCGGACGCUGGAGGACGCUCAGGAAGCAGAUAAUCCGUCACAGGAAGUGGCUCUCCUCCUUCACAGGAAGGGCUUCGACUGUAGCUCCGCCCCCGAGCCGCAACUUCAGUGCACGUGGAGCGAUCACGAGGAGGUGAAUCUGGACUCCCUCUUCUCUCCGCUCCGGUUCAGGUCUCUCCGGCGUUCAGGUCUCACUCUGCUGCGAGACCACGAUGAACCGGAGUCUGCCCGGCAACAGACGACGCCGCGCAUCACUCGCCUGCGACCGAUGGAAAUCAGCGCUUUCCGCGCAGAAAUCAACUGAAAAACAAGAUUUCCAAAACAUAUUUUUUUUGUUU
Messenger RNA from Etheostoma cragini (Arkansas darter), 3244 nucleotides. RefSeq names its product mannosidase, alpha, class 2A, member 1 (gene man2a1). The coding region runs from base 241 to 3210 and encodes 989 amino acids. The record is from RefSeq and is a predicted model, not a curated record. Gene Ontology annotation, cellular component: Golgi membrane. NCBI's taxonomy places the organism in Eukaryota, Metazoa, Chordata, Actinopteri, Perciformes, Percidae. Gene Ontology annotation, molecular function: carbohydrate binding; alpha-mannosidase activity. Gene Ontology annotation, biological process: mannose metabolic process; N-glycan processing; protein deglycosylation. The transcript is spliced from 20 exons.